Molecule: messenger RNA, 3103 nt
Organism: Stylophora pistillata
Lineage: Eukaryota; Metazoa; Cnidaria; Anthozoa; Scleractinia; Pocilloporidae
Product: glutamyl aminopeptidase-like
Biological process (GO): peptide catabolic process; proteolysis
Cellular component (GO): cytoplasm; membrane
Molecular function (GO): zinc ion binding; metalloaminopeptidase activity; peptide binding
Source: RefSeq, a predicted model, not a curated record
AUAUUCUUCGACAAAAUCAAACUAAUAGCUGUUGCCAUUGUUAUUGUUCUCUUGCUGAUUAUCAUAAUAGUUCUCGCCGCCAUCCUUGGUCAAGAACGUGCCAGAAGAGGAAAAGACGAGAUCCAUCCUGGAGGUGAGACUGAGGAGGAGAAGGAAGGCGGAAGUCCAACCCCUCCCGGCCCAACCACAGCAGGCCCAGAGCCUUGGUGGAGAAUUCGGCUUCCUGAUAAUGUGAUACCAUAUCACUAUGAUCUCACCUUACGCAUUGACAUGAAUAACCCGAACUUCAAAGGCAAAGUCAAAAUUUGGUUCAAAGUGACGAGUCCCACCCCCUACAUUCUAGUUCAUGCUCUCUACGUGAACUUUACUGCAAAUGAAGUCAGGAAACUUUCCGGGGGACUCGUUCCGAUAAAGCGAUAUUUCAAGUUUCGAAAGAACCAAUUCCUCGUCACAGAGCUGGAGUCGUCAUUGGAUAUUGGCCAAUAUACUACGACACUUGAAUACUCUGGAGAAUAUGGAAAAGACCUAAGGGGAAUGUACAAAUCCUCCUUCAUAGACAAGAAUGGCAAGGAAUCAUUUUUUACCGCCACCCAAUUUGAACCCUUGAGAGCACGCAGAGCGUUUCCAUGCUUCGAUGAGCCUGCAAUGAAGGCGACUUUUAACGUGACUCUGGUUCAUGAUCCUAAUCUAGUCGCUCUGUCCAACAUGCCAAUCUAUCGAAGUCAAAUUGAUGAUGGAUGGAAAUACGAUCACUUUGAAAGGACUGUCAUUAUGUCUACUUAUUUAGCUGCCUUUGCUGUUGGUGACUUUAAGUACAAGGAGACUAAAACAGACAGGGGCAUACAGAUCAGAAUUUACACAAGACCAGAUGUUCUUGAUCAGGCGGACUACGCUUUAAAAGUGUCAAACGAGACAUUUAUUUACUUUGAAGACUUCUUUGGUAUAAAAUAUACAUUACCAAAGUCAGAUGGCAUCGCACUUCCGGUAUUUGGCCCUUCCGCAAUGGAAAACUGGGGCCUUAUCAAAUAUCGUGAAACGAAUUUGCUGCUGAUGGAGGGUGAGACUUCAUCUUCGUCGAAAGAGAGCAUCGCAAAACUGGUGGCACAUGAAGUUGGACAUCAGUGGUUUGGCAAUAUUGUUACCAUGGAAUGGUGGACAGAUCUCUGGUUAAACGAAGGUUUUGCUACUUACGUCAGUUCGAUCGGAAUGGAUCACGUACAUCCCGAAUGGAACAUUAUCGACCAGUUUAUCGUCACAACAGUUCAAGAAACUUUGCAGCUAGACGGACUAGCAAGUUCUCACCCAGUUAGGAUUCCUGUUGAAGAUCCCCAAAAAAUUGGAGAAAUCUUUGAUGCCAUCUCGUACAAAAAGGGAGCUUCCAUUCUAUUAAUGCUUCAUUAUUAUUUGGGAAACAAAAUAUUUCGUGAUGGAUUAAAGAGAUAUCUUACCGAUCAUGCUUACGGAAAUGCUGAAACAGAUGACUUAUGGGAUGCAAUGACGAAGGCAAGUAAGGCUGCUGGAAAGACGAUGGACGUAGGCAAACUAAUGAACACCUUCACGCUCCAGAUGGGGUACCCUGUGGUGACCAUAACAUCCACAGAUGCACCAAACACAUAUCAAGCAACCCAAAACCGUUUUCUUUAUUACAAAGAUCCAAAAGGAAACUAUUCGUCUUCCCCGUACAAUUACAAGUGGGUGAUUCCAUUUACCUACUACACUGGAUCAAGCAAUUUUAAUGAUCCCCCAACAGAUACAAUGUCGACAAUAAUAGACAAAGAAUCAGUUAGUUUGAGUUGGGAUGGAAAUGGUUGGAUAAAAGGAAAUAUUGGGCACACUGGUUUCUAUCGUGUCAAUUACGAAGAAAAAAACUGGGAUAUGCUGGCUAAGCAGCUUGAAAAUAAUUAUAAGGUGUUUAACACCACUGAUCGCGCCGGGCUUAUCGAUGAUUCCUUCAACUUAGCCAGAGCCAACCUAUUGAAUCACACGAAACCUCUGAGUAUAUCAAGUUAUUUGGACAAGGAAGAGGAAUACGUUCCACUGCUAUCUGCCUUAAGAAAAUUCUCAUAUAUAUUGGAGAUCGUUCCAUCCACACAACCAGCCCACAAAUAUUUGCGGAUGUACGUGGAAUAUUUAACAAAAACUCAGUACAUCAAGCUUGGAAUCAAAGAUCAAGGAACACAUCUUGACAAAUUUCUAAGAACAAUUCUCCUGGAUGCUAACUGUGAGGCUGGAGUCAGGUCAUGUCUAGGAAAUAUGACGAAAAUGUUUCAAGAUUGGAUGAAUGACCCAGUCAAAAAUGCUGUACCAGCGGAUCUCAAAGCCCUAGUUUACCAUUUUGGAAUAGUAACAGGAUGAGAGAGGGAAUGGAACUUCGCCUUCGAUCAGUUUAAAACUACGAAUGUAAUAUCAGAUAAAAAUACACUGCUCUACGCCAUGGCAGGAUCACAACAGCCUUGGAUUAUUCACAGAUACCUAGAGUACGCUUUGGAUCCCUUGAAAAUCUCGCCCCGCAAUCUAUUCUAUGUAAUGUACUACAUAGCUAAGAGUAAUGAAAUGGGCGCCAACGUGGUGUGGAGUUUCUUUCAGUUUAAAUGGGAUGUAAUAUCCAAAAUGUAUGGAGGUUCGUAUAUGACUUUAAGGCGUUUCAUUCCUUACGUGUCCAGGCGAUUCUCUACAGAUUUUGAGUUACAGCAGCUGCUUGAUUUUAUCGAAAAAGUACAUAAGGAUGGACCCUUAUCGUGGAGCGUUCAACAGUCGAUAGAAAAAGUGAAAGCAAAUAUACAAUGGCGAAAAACAAAUGAGAAUGACGUAGAGGCCUGGUUAAAGGAUUUCUUUGCUAAAAAGUCCAAAAAAGUUACUGAUGAUGGCUUUACUGAUCCAGCAAAAUAAGCGAUGAAUUUCUUUGAAAAAUCACGAUUUCACUGCCAUGUACUUAGCUGUAAGAAUAUUGCUGAGCACGCUUUAAAAAGUAACAAGUUUAAAAACUUUCCCGUACCCCGCUUUUUCCUUUUAAGCUUUAGAUCUUAUCUCUAAAAUUAUUUCUUGUAUCCUUUGUUCCUUUUAUAUGAAUAGUAAGAUUAUAUGAUUGUAUUAAGUUACAAUU